AUGCGCUUUUCCUCAAUCUUUGUCCCCGUUGCGACCCUUGCGGGCCUCAUCACCCAGGUCUCGGCCCAGCUUGCGCCCAUCCAGGCUGCCCUGGUGGUCAUUGAAGACAGCGUUGACGCCUACGGCGCCGCGUUCACCGCUGGCACGGCGGCCGGCAUCCAGUCAGCCGACGAUAACCUCCUGGCAUCUAUCAACGCGGCCAUCCCCGUCGUCAACGCGAGCCCCAACCUCAGCCUCUUCGACGCCAUCAGCCUCGCCACAUCCAUUCGCUCCGUCCAGACCGCUGUCGAUGCUGCCUUUGACAUUGCCACAGCCCAGAAGCCCGCCGUCGACGCCCUCGGCAUCACGGCCGACGUUCUUGCCGGCAUUCAGGCCCAGCGUGCUGCUGUCGCGACCCUCGGCGCCGCUCUCGUCUCCAAGGUCCCAAGCAUCGUCCAGGGCACUGCCCAAGUCUACGUCAACGACAUCCUAGCCAUUCUCGAUAACGCUAUUGCCAUCUACUCUGCCUAA
Messenger RNA from Verticillium nonalfalfae, 510 nucleotides. RefSeq lists its product as uncharacterized. The transcript has a single exon. The coding region runs from base 1 to 510 and encodes 169 amino acids. Gene Ontology annotation, cellular component: extracellular region. NCBI's taxonomy places the organism in Eukaryota, Fungi, Ascomycota, Sordariomycetes, Glomerellales, Plectosphaerellaceae. The record is from RefSeq and is a predicted model, not a curated record.